GAUAGUCGAGCAGACAUUUCGAAAUUCGGUACUCAAAAUCCAAGGAAAAACAAAACCAAAAACAAGUCUGCAUUAUGCAAGCAUUACUAUGUAUUUUAAGGGGUAAAAAAACGUUCAACACAAGAUGACAAGUUCUUAACCUUCUAACUUCUAACUCUUCACUUUCUUUUCCAAAUUCUUACUAUGCAGCCAGGCACAUAUAAUAUAUUGCUCAAUCUUUGAUUUACACAAAUACUUGAAUAUCGUUGUCGCUCUCCUUUAAAAUAAACACAAAUUCAACACAAACUCCCUAGUCCCUACACAAUCAAGUUAAAAUGCUAAAAAUACGCGCGCAUUUUCUCAGGGUUCCAUGCUUAAGAGUCAUCUAGCAAGGGUCUAGUAAAGCGCCUUACAAGUACAAGCAGACAGGCAUAACUUGAAAAUUUGACAGUAUAAAAAAAAAAAACAAACAAAACAAUAAUAAUGAACAACGUCUUUCGCUGCCCACCUCAAACAUAGUUAUAAAUCUACGGUAUAACUUUUACAAAUCAAAGAAUACUCCGAAUGUCCGAAAGGAUCUAGGGAAUUUCAUUUUCCAUGCAUAAUGAAAGAAAUGGCAAGCUUUUCCACUAUUAUUGUAUUGCUUUUCUCCUUUAACAUUCAUGUCAUCCAAGGAUAUUAUUAUGACAAAGGUACGGUGCAGACCAUAACAAAAUGUCCUGGAUACUAUUGUGGAAGGUAUCAGAUCCCGGGUGAUAAUGAAACAAGUCUAUGGAGCUCAUGCGGUCCCUGCCCAAGAGGUUCAAGAGUCAACAGUACAUGGGCUUGCUCUGAAUGCACCAGUUCUCCAACUGCUUAUGAUUGGAUGUAUCUUUGCUUUAUGGUUGUUAUAGGUUUGUUGGCUCAGUGGUAUAGUAUUGAUAUGAUGUUACCAGACUCUCAGUUCUCUUGGAAAACUUUUGGAUCACAUUUUUCUGCAUUAAUUGAAACUUGUCUUUCAGCUUGUAUCACAUUACUGGUACACGAACCAUUAGGCUCACUUCAGUUGAGGUCCUGUACUGUGAAUCAUUUAUCAGAUUGGUAUACGAUUUUGCAUAAUCCAAAUCCCAACUACGAAGAAGUGCUUCAUUGCGCCCAAGAAGCAGUAUAUCCUUUGUACAGCAUAGUUUUCGUCCAUUAUGGAUUAUCAGUCUUCAUGCUAUUCUUCAUAAGACCUUGGACAAAUAAAGCAUUCCAAAAUAGAGGUCACGUGGCAUCUCGACCAAUUUAUGCCGCCCUCUAUUUGUACCCUAUCUUGGCCUUGAUCCACGGAAUUAUGGCCGGUUUAAUUUAUUAUGCCUUCCCGUCCAUCAUAAUUCUACUGUCGCUCAUGAGCCAUGCAUUUCAUUUUGCAUCGAGGACUGAUCAGUCUUGGAGAGCGCUGCUUUACGAAACAGUAUCUUGCAUCCACAAUUUGGUCGUGGUAAUUGGACACUGGGUAUUGCAUGGUUUUGGCUUGGUUGCCCUGACUCUGUGGCUGCAACCCGAAUCAUUGGCCGUCAUUCUCACUCUUGUCCCAUUACCAACUUUCCUUUACAUAGUACUCUCCCGUUUCACGGAUCCUGGAAAAUUUCAUACUGAUUAAUCACCGCGCUGUCGAAAAGAGUGCGUCUUUUUUUUCCUUGUGUUCUUUCGAAGUUGUGAAUAUUGCUGUUGCUUUAAUGUCAUGUAAGGAAAUUCAGAGUAUUUUGUUCCCUUUAAAUAUCCGUAGACGUCUUUAGAGUUGCUGAGAAAAUCUAAGUCGAUUUUAAAGAUAUAGAGGUUAUAGUUUAAAGUUCUGGACAACGGCAUCGGUUAUAAAACAUUUAAAGCUUUCUGCUUGAGCUCAUUCUGGAAUGCAUGUUGCAAUCCAGGUUAAUAAAAAAAGUUGAGUACCCAAGCCUUCUAUCACCGUACUGAAAGCUGUCGCCAUAAAAAAUUCAAGUGAAUAAUUCGAUUUUCUACUGAUUCUGAAAUUUGUGCAUGCCUGGCUUUGGUUGAUAGCAAUUGUAUGACUACGUCUCCCGUCAGCAACUGCAAUUGACUAAUGUCUUUGCCAGUGUACUUGGAAUUGUGUGAAAAUUGUCAAAAGAUAAGAAAAAAAUCAUCCAGAGUUAUCACGUAAUUGGAACUGUCAUAUGAUGUAGAGUUACCAUUAGGAUUUUCUAGCAUUUAAAUCUGGAAAUUGUCAAUGUACAAUGUGUAUCUUUCUUCUUAUUUUCACCAAGUGCUAGUUCUCAUGAAUGAUUCACGCUGAGCCGUACAUGAACUCUACAGUCGCAAAAAUGUCUGAAGUCCUAUUACAAUGUAUUGUACCGAU
This is a messenger RNA of Daphnia magna, 2317 nucleotides long. Its product is annotated as JNK1/MAPK8-associated membrane protein. The transcript is spliced from 8 exons. NCBI's taxonomy places the organism in Eukaryota, Metazoa, Arthropoda, Branchiopoda, Diplostraca, Daphniidae. Gene Ontology annotation, biological process: response to unfolded protein. The coding region runs from base 584 to 1603 and encodes 339 amino acids. Gene Ontology annotation, cellular component: membrane. Gene Ontology annotation, molecular function: ubiquitin protein ligase binding. The record is from RefSeq and is a predicted model, not a curated record.